This is a messenger RNA of Drosophila teissieri, 838 nucleotides long. RefSeq names its product circadian clock-controlled protein daywake (gene Jhbp6). Bases 23 to 838 code for a protein of 271 amino acids. The record is from RefSeq and is a predicted model, not a curated record. NCBI's taxonomy places the organism in Eukaryota, Metazoa, Arthropoda, Insecta, Diptera, Drosophilidae. The transcript has 5 exons.
UUGGGUUCGGAUUAAUACGGCGAUGGCCCUCUUGGAACUGAUUGUGCUGCUGGUGGCAUUUGCCAGUUGCCUAGUUAGAACCGACGAUGUAUUUUUGAAAGAGCCACCAGAUUACAUCAAAGAGUGUAGGAUAGCCGACAAGGACUUUGUCAACUGCUCGACCCACAGCAUCCAGCAGCUAUUCGACAAACUCAACGAUGGCAUACCCGGGCUCACCAGCAUCAAAAGCUUCGAUCCCUUCUAUCUCAACCGCAUACGGAUCACGCAGGGCAAUAGCAACGCAAUCAAUCUCAAGGUGGAGCUGGCUAACGUCAAGAUCAUUGGGUUCGGGCACACGAACGUCCUGGAGAGUCAGGUGUUUAAGAAGGACUACAGCUGGAAGACCACCUUCACACUGCCCGAGAUGAAGCUCCAGGCGGACUACAGUCUGUUCGGUCGGAUCUUGCUCAUCCCGCUCAACGGAAAGGGGCAGGUGUUCCUGGACGCGGAGAACAUGACGGUCACCAUGCACACGAAGACACGGCUCUACUCCAAGGGCGGGUUCACCUUCUACAACGUGACCAACCUGCACGUGGACUUUAAAAUGGAUGGGCUCAAGUCGUAUUUUUCCAACCUGUUCAAUGGCAAUAAGCAACUGGAGGACAGCACCAACAAGUUUUUUAACGACAACUGGCGCAUGCUGGCCGAUGCCCUGUACACGGUCAUCACCCAGACCAUCGAGGAUAUUCUGCUAGACGUGCUGAAGAAGAUAUUUCACUUCAUUCCUGCCAACUUCUUUGUGAGCGACAUCCCGACGCCGGAACAGCUUUAUGGAAGGGCCAAGCCGAAGCCGAAAUGA